Molecule: messenger RNA, 1129 nt
Organism: Ictalurus furcatus (blue catfish)
Lineage: Eukaryota; Metazoa; Chordata; Actinopteri; Siluriformes; Ictaluridae
Gene: mpc2b
Product: mitochondrial pyruvate carrier 2b
Exons: 5
Coding region: 247-627 (126 amino acids)
Biological process (GO): pyruvate import into mitochondria
Cellular component (GO): mitochondrial inner membrane
Molecular function (GO): pyruvate transmembrane transporter activity
Source: RefSeq, a predicted model, not a curated record
ACAUCACUCCAACCGGUAAAGCGAUCAUGCUAGGCCUGCAGGCUUGUACGUUUCAAGACCGGCAGGAAGGUCGAAAGUAGGGCGAGAGGUUAGACAUUUGUUUGAGCAGGUUUAUGACUGGUUUGCUUGACUAGACAAGACACUCACUUCGGAGAGCUAUCUCGGGGGAAGUAGCGCGAGCAUUGUGUCGUGUCGGGCCUUAAACACUUUAGUUUGUUUUUAAGCCGCGGUUAAGGAGCAGUGAUCAUGGCGUUGGUAGGACUGAGAGCCUCCUAUCACAGGGUUCUGGGCCAGAUCGAGCAUUUUCUGCCUGCCAAGCUGAGACCUAUUUACAACCACCCUGCAGGUCCCAAGACGGUUUUCUUCUGGGCACCAAUGUUUAAAUGGAGCCUGGUGAUAGCUGGUUUAGCAGACAUGACCAGACCAGCUGAAAAACUCAGCGCAUCGCAGUCUGCAGUGCUGACAGCUACAGGUCUUAUCUGGUCCAGGUAUUCACUGGUUAUUAUACCAAAGAACUGGAAUCUGUUUGCUGUCAACUUCUUUGUUGGAUGUGCAGGUGGAUCUCAGCUCUUCAGAAUAUGGAAGUUCAACCAAGAACAGAAAGCAAAGAAGACUGCAGAGGCUUAAUACUGCUAACACAUAAGUGCCAUAUGAUGGACUGAAAAGGAAUCCAGGCUAAGUUAAUCCUCAGAAGACUACGGCCACCUUUUUUAGUGUGUUACAUUUUAAUCAUUUAGUGUAAUCCAUUGUUAUUUAGUAAACUCUAAAUGCUCUCAUGAAACAAAUGUCAUUGACGCACAAUAUAUACAAUAUUAAUACAGAUAAGCAGUUUUCUAUAUAGUAGUAAGUUCUAUAAGGGAAAGAGUUGCUGUUCCUAAUACUUUAGAAAUUCAAUCUUGGUAUUUCCUCUAUUUAUUAAUUAAUACAAUGCAAGGAAUAGGUCAAAAUAAAUUGGAAUUCUUGGGAAACGUUUGUAUAGCAGUUGUACACAUAUUAAAAAUGUGUUUGUUUUAAUUUGUAAGUCAUAUAAGAAAUACAUUUGUUAGUACUCAUGCAUUUCAUCCACAAUGAGUAGAAUUGUCAAACUGAGUUCAAUUUUGAGUUAGAAAUAAAACCACAUUAAAGUCAA